This is a messenger RNA of Metarhizium acridum CQMa 102, 804 nucleotides long. The record is from RefSeq and is a predicted model, not a curated record. NCBI's taxonomy places the organism in Eukaryota, Fungi, Ascomycota, Sordariomycetes, Hypocreales, Clavicipitaceae.
AUGGCAACUAGACCUCCAACAUUAACUGAGAUUUUGCUCGACGUCUCCCCACCCCCCUGGACUUUGAGCGCUUUCAUGGCAUAUCUGUCACAAAACCAUUGCAUGGAAACGCUGGAGUUCACUCUCGACUCACAGCGAUAUGCUGCGUUCUACGACCAACUUGCCGCAGAAAACCCUCCAUCUCAGGAAAGCAAUGCACGUGUGUGCGGUUUGUGGGACAAACUCAUGGAGGUGUAUAUUGUUCCCUGUGCACCUAGGGAGGUGAAUAUUCCGGCCCGCGUCAGAGAUCGUCUCCUUAGUCUGCCUAGCGGUCCGGCUGCUCCGCAUCCCGCAGAAUUGGAAGAGGCUGGUCGAAUCAUUUACGAACUUAUGAAUGACUCCCUUUUGGUUCCGUUCUUGCAGUCUGUCGCCCCUCUUCAUUUCAUGGGCCAGAAUGACGACAGUAGCCAACACCACCAACGCCGCCGGUCUCAAAACACCGCCCAACAUUCAGAUCAACCCCGACGUUCAGUAGCUUCUCCUCAUUCAGCCGACUUCGACAGCCUUACCGAUGAUAGUGAUAGCAAUUCACCAUCUGGGCCAGAACCCAUGACCCCUCCGACUACUCCUCCAACUUCAGAGUACACGUUCAAUUCCUCUCCAGGCGGCUUUCAACGUGCCAUGGCUGCGCAUAAUAAAGGUUGGAAAAAAGUUGGCGAAAAAUUGGGAUUUAGUCGAAAAACCUCUAGUCGUCGGUCAACCCCAACAUCCUCAUCUUCUGAUUAUGACGCGGCUAUUGGGGAACCAAGUCACAGCCACCCUUGA